AUGAAGUUCCUGAGCCUCCUCACCCUUGCGUCGUUCGCCUUGGCGGUCCCGGCACCGGCCUCGGAGCCUGAGCUUGUUCCUGAGCUUGUCCCCCGACAGCAGCAGACUGCCGUGGGUGUCAUUGUCAACCAAGUCGGUACCCUCCAGACUGCUGUCCAAGCCAAUGUUGAUGCUAUCACCACCGCCGUCACCCAAAUCCAGGGGGCCGUCGACGCUCAAGUCAUUGUCCAGCUCCAAACCAUCAUUAGGGCCAAUCUUCAGGCUAUCGUCGAGGCUGUCGCAACAGCCACAGCCUCCAUCGUUGCCGUCACCACCGGCGCAGCGGGAGGUGUCGUGGGCGCCAUCGUCGGCCUUACUCAGAACCAAGUCGUCCAGCUCAUCGCGGCCAUUGAAGCAUCUAUCCAGGUCAUCAGCCAGAUCAGCGUCGUCGUCACACUCAUCGUCACUGACCUGACCCCGGACAUCCGUGCCUUCUUCGAUGCUGAGCUCCAGGCCGUUAGGGAGAUCCUAAACCCCUUCAUCGCUCCCCUGGCCAUCUUUGCUGCUGCUAUCUUGAGCGCCUCAGUUACUCUCGGUGUUGUUGUCACGGGACUGAGGGCUGCUCUCAUUGCCCUGCUUCAAAUCCAGCUUGCUCUUAUCGCUGGCAUCGGUGUCCCUGUUGACUCAAGUCUCCCCAUCGUGUCUGCCAUCGCCGCCCUGUAA
This is a messenger RNA of Fusarium keratoplasticum, 702 nucleotides long. RefSeq lists its product as uncharacterized. The record is from RefSeq and is a predicted model, not a curated record. NCBI's taxonomy places the organism in Eukaryota, Fungi, Ascomycota, Sordariomycetes, Hypocreales, Nectriaceae. The transcript has 2 exons. Bases 1 to 702 code for a protein of 233 amino acids.